Messenger RNA from Procambarus clarkii (red swamp crayfish), 384 nucleotides. The record is from RefSeq and is a predicted model, not a curated record. NCBI's taxonomy places the organism in Eukaryota, Metazoa, Arthropoda, Malacostraca, Decapoda, Cambaridae.
AUGUCUGUGCCUUCCGCGCCUUUGCCCUCUGCUCAGUCAUCCUUUGUUACUCCGUCCCCUGUGGUGUCGGCCCCUGCACCAUCGCCCUCUGUGAUUGCGUCCCCUGCGACUCCGCCCGCUCAGUUGCCGGCCUGUGUCCCGCCGACUCCUGUGCUUCAGUCCCGUGUGGUUCCACCGUCUGUAUCAAAGCCCUCUGUGCGGCCUCUUCCCGUGCCUACCGCCCCCGUGGUGGAGGGAGCCGAGCUGGAGAUGCCUGACUUCAUGCAUCGCCCACGAGGGUCACGUAGUCACGUUAACGCGCCUAUGGAAAUGUGGGCACAGUGGGAUGCCUACAGGAAGAAGUACCCGCGUCGUUACUAUCCGGAUAAAUAUGAAGAUGAUUGA